Molecule: messenger RNA, 1848 nt
Organism: Scedosporium apiospermum
Lineage: Eukaryota; Fungi; Ascomycota; Sordariomycetes; Microascales; Microascaceae
Exons: 5
Coding region: 1-1848 (615 amino acids)
Biological process (GO): transmembrane transport
Molecular function (GO): transmembrane transporter activity
Source: RefSeq, a predicted model, not a curated record
AUGGCUCCCCAACCCUCCGGCCGUUCAAGCACUGAGCAGCCUAGCGAGCGUACGCUAGGGUCUACCCAAGAGAUGGAUCAAAGCAGCGAGCGAGACUCCGACAUAGCGGCCCCCGAGAAGACACACUUUGCUCCCGUCCUUGGCUCUCUGGGACAUUCCCGGGGCCGCUCCCAUUCCUGUAGCUCACACCUCAGCCGACAGAAGACGUCGGAGUCGAGAAAGGAGAGCCUUGACCCUGACCUAGACAUCAACCUGCCCUACCGAACCCUCAGCAACAAUGCCGACAUGAACGAGUAUCGUACGGAGACAACGGCUGGCGAAAUCCCAGGUCCACCGAUUCCAAUGGGUGAUGGCGAGACACACUACCAAUUGACAACGUUCAAACCCAACGAUCCCGAGAAUCCGAAGAAUUGGUCCAAAGCAUUCAAGUGGUAUUGCACCAUGGUGGUUGCGGUGACCUGCUUUGUGGUGACCUUUGCCUCGAGCAACGUGUCUGCCGAUAUGAUUGGUGUGAUGGAGGAGUUCAACGUCAAUGAGCAGCUUGCUUUGGCGACGAUGUCAUUCUUUGUUAUUGGGCUCGGACUGGGUCCAAUGGCAUUCGCUCCGCUCUCUGAGAUUUACGGAAGACGACUAAUUUAUGCUUCAACACUCCUUCUCGCCGUAAUUUUUAUUAUCCCUUGCGCCGUCGCCCAGAACAUCCAAACACUCCUGGUGUGUCGUUUCAUCGCAGGGAUCAUGUUCUCGGCUCCCAUGACAUUGGUUGGCGGAACUCUAGCCGAUAUGUGGCGAUUGGAAGAGCGCGGUGUCCCAAUGUCUGCUUUCUCAGCUGCCCCAUUCAUGGGCCCAGCAUUUGGCCCCCUCAUCGGCGGUUUUCUCUCCGACGCAAAAGGCUGGCGAUGGCUCUACUGGAUCCAGUUGAUAGUGGCUGGAGUAAUGUGGAUUCUCAUCACGUUUACCGUCCCGGAGACAUACACGCCUACAAUCCUCGCUCGCCGCGCCCGCAAACUCCGAAAGGAGACGGGUGAAUCAUACGUUACCGAGCAUGAUCUUGAUAUGCGUCCACUUAGUGAACGGCUCGGUCUCUUCCUAGUCCGUCCGUUCCAGUUGCUCUUUACAGAAGUUAUCGUCUUCUUAUUCUCGCUGUAUAUGUCAAUUCUUUAUGGAGUGUUGUACAUGUUCUUUGUGGCCUUUCCGAUUGUUUACCAGAAGGGCAAGGGAUACUCGUCAUCGAAGACCGGUCUUAUGUUUAUACCGCUGGCUAUUGGGGUCCUUGCCUCCGGUCUUAGUGCGCCUCUCGUCAACAAGCAUUACGUUUCAGUCGCGCGAAAACACCCCGGCCGUCCCCCGGCAGAGUUCCGCCUUUACCCAAUGAUGGCCAGCUGCUGGCUCAUGCCAGUCGGCUUGUUCAUCUUUGCCUGGACUUCUUAUCCGCACCUAUCUUGGGCUGGCCCAGCGUUGGGAGGGUUCCCCGUAGGAUUCGGAUUCAUCUUCAUGUAUAACGCUACCAACAAUUACCUUGUCGACUGCUAUCAACACCAAGCUGCCAGCGCCCUCGCGGCCAAGGUAUGUCUACGGGCGUCCUUUGGAGCGGGUGUCAUUCAUUUUACGGUGCAAAUGUAUGCCAGGUUGGGAUAUCAGUGGGCGUCGUCUCUCGUGGCGUUCAUCAGUCUUGCCUGCUGUGCCAUCCCGUUCGCGUUUUUCAAGUAUGGAGCUAGGAUUCGAGAGUGGAGUAAGUAUGCAUAUGCCGGCGAUGACGAAGACGACGUGGUUGAUUCUGGUCCAUCCGACAUGGAGAAGAAUAGUGCCAAGGGCGCAGAGCCUGCGGGAGGGGUUCUCGGGGCGCAUUAA